UAACAAUAAUAAAGAACUAAUAAUACAAUGGUAUGUUCUUAAGUUAAAAGUUGGAACAACAUCCUCCCUAUAUGCUCAAUCCUCUAUCUUUAUCUAAAAAAAAGACAAAAGGUUGUGCAUCUUUGGAGUGAUGCUUUGUUGAAAAUUCUUGAAGUUUCUGGGUAUUUCGCUCGUAUUAAGCGUUGGCUAAUGCCGACUCUUCUACAGCAUGUAUCAGAUUAUUAAGAAAGAAGUAUUCACUUCUUAGAUGCACAGGCUGAGUAUCUUUAUAUGAUACUGUAGAGUUAAGGUUUAUAAAAAGGAAUGUUCGUUGACAUUUAUUUGAGAGAACCCUUUUUAUACUAACUUGCUCAAUGACACAGCCUUCUUCCAAGAAAGUUGCUCCAGCUCCAUUAGCCGCCAAAUCUAAAGUUACUGCUAGUCCAAAGAAUCCAUUGAUCGAAUCUACUCCAAAGAACUUUGGUAUCGGUCAAAGUAUUCAACCUACCAGAAACUUAUCCAGAUUUGUUAGAUGGCCAGAAUAUGUUAGAUUGCAAAGACAAAAGAAGAUUUUGUCUUUAAGAUUGAAGGUUCCUCCUUCUAUUGCCCAAUUUUCCCAAACUUUGGACAAGAACACUGCAGCUCAAGCCUUCAAGUUGUUCAACAAGUACAGACCAGAAACUUCUGCUGAAAAGAAGGAAAGAUUAACCAAGGAAGCCGCUGCUGUUGCCGAAGGAAAGUCCGCCAAGGAUGCUUCUCCAAAGCCAGUGGUUGUCAAAUACGGUUUAAAUCACGUUGUCUCCUUGAUUGAAAACAAGAAGGCCAAAUUAGUUUUGAUUGCUAACGACGUCGACCCUAUUGAAUUAGUUGUUUUCUUACCAGCUUUAUGUAAGAAGAUGGGUGUUCCAUAUGCCAUUGUUAAGGGUAAGGCUAGAUUAGGUACCUUAGUCCACAAGAAGACCUCUGCUGUUGCUGCUUUGACUGAAGUUAACGGUGCUGAUGAAGCUGAAUUAUCUAAAUUAGUUUCUACCAUCAAUGCUAACUUUAUUGAAAAGUACGAAGACAACAGAAGACACUGGGGUGGUGGUAUUAUGGGUUCUAAAGCCAACGACAAGAUUGCCAAGAGAGCUAAGGCCUCUGCUAGCGUUGCAACCUCUUCUUAGAGUUAACCUACUUUUAAUCAUUUAUUCUAUAUUCUUCUUUUGUAUAUUUAGCUAGUUUCCUUUAAUCUCACGUUCCAACUU
This is a messenger RNA of Spathaspora passalidarum NRRL Y-27907, 1223 nucleotides long. RefSeq names its product 60S ribosomal protein eL8 (gene RPL82). Gene Ontology annotation, biological process: ribosome biogenesis. Gene Ontology annotation, cellular component: ribonucleoprotein complex. The coding region runs from base 354 to 1142 and encodes 262 amino acids. Lineage: Eukaryota; Fungi; Ascomycota; Pichiomycetes; Serinales; Debaryomycetaceae. The transcript has a single exon. The record is from RefSeq and is a predicted model, not a curated record.